AUGCCAGCAUCCAAUGCUAGUGACGGGUUUGACGAAGAUGAGAAUUUCAUUGUCGAUAUCGACGGCAUUCAAGCGCACGGUAUUGGUGCUUCUGAUAUCACAAAGCUGAAGGCAAAUGGCUUCUAUACCGUUGCUUCUGUCCACGGUGCCACUCGUAGAAAGCUACUCAAAAUUAAAGGGUUCAGUGAAAUCAAGGUUGAGAAAAUCAAGGAAGCAAUCCAGAAAUGUCAGCCCUCCGCUUCAGGUUUUAUGACAGCCAUGGAACUUGGCCAUCAGAGGAGAAGAGUGGUAAGAGUUUCCACUGGAAGUAAGCAGUUCGAUGCCAUUCUCAAUGGGGGAUUUCAAAGCAUGAGUAUUAGCGAAGUCUACGGAGAAUUCCGUUGUGGUAAAACACAGCUGUCCCACACAAUGUCGGUGGUUGCCCAAUUACCAAAGGAGAUGGGGGGUGCAGAAGGGAAAGUAGCCUAUAUCGACACAGAAGGAACAUUCCGCCCUGAACGAAUCAGCCAGAUUGCUGAAAGAUUCGGCGUUGAUCCUGACUCUGCACUGGAAAAUAUUGCAUAUGCCAGGGCGUUAAAUAGCGAGCACCAGCUCGAGCUGUUGAACACAUUGGCUAAGGAGUUUGCAGGAGGAGAAUAUCGACUCCUUAUCAUUGACAGUAUUAUGAAUUGCUUUCGUGUAGAUUACUGCGGUAGAGGUGAACUCGCAGAGCGUCAACAGAAGCUCAAUCAGUUUCUCAUGAAGCUGGCCCACAUGGCUGAAGAAUUCAACGUUUGCGUUCUCAUGACAAAUCAAGUACAGAGCGACCCGGGAGCUAGUGCCUUGUUUGCUGGCGCAGAUGGCCGUAAACCGGUUGGCGGGCAUAUUCUGGCACAUGCGUCAACGACGCGAGUGCUUCUUCGUAAGGGGCGCGGCGAGGAAAGAGUUGCCAAGAUCCAAGAUUCUCCAGACUGUCCGGAGCGCGAAGCAACAUACAUCAUUACAAACGGUGGAAUAAAUGAUCCAGAGAAGGCAUAA
Ophidiomyces ophidiicola is the source of this 1017-nucleotide messenger RNA. It is a transcript of the gene DLH1, whose product is annotated as carboxymethylenebutenolidase. Gene Ontology annotation, molecular function: ATP binding; double-stranded DNA binding; single-stranded DNA binding. Gene Ontology annotation, cellular component: condensed nuclear chromosome; nucleus. Lineage: Eukaryota; Fungi; Ascomycota; Eurotiomycetes; Onygenales; Onygenaceae. The coding region runs from base 1 to 1017 and encodes 338 amino acids. The transcript is spliced from 9 exons. The record is from RefSeq and is a predicted model, not a curated record. Gene Ontology annotation, biological process: DNA strand invasion; chromosome organization involved in meiotic cell cycle; reciprocal meiotic recombination.